Messenger RNA from Malaya genurostris, 1205 nucleotides. Its product is annotated as S-adenosylmethionine mitochondrial carrier protein homolog. The record is from RefSeq and is a predicted model, not a curated record. Gene Ontology annotation, biological process: transmembrane transport. The coding region runs from base 91 to 936 and encodes 281 amino acids. NCBI's taxonomy places the organism in Eukaryota, Metazoa, Arthropoda, Insecta, Diptera, Culicidae. Gene Ontology annotation, molecular function: S-adenosyl-L-methionine transmembrane transporter activity. Gene Ontology annotation, cellular component: mitochondrial inner membrane. The transcript is spliced from 4 exons.
AAUCGAUGUGAGCAGGGAUGGUUUUCGUUCGCAGAAUAUCGAAUUGUGUUUCAGGUUUGAAAUUUGAUUACAGCUGAACUUAUAGCAAACAUGACACUUGAAGCAAAAACUCUUUCUUCAACGGAUUUUGUGUACUGGUCCUCUUUGAUUUCUGGUGGAGUUGCGGGGUUAGUGGUAGACAUUGUGCUAUUUCCAAUCGACACAAUCAAAACACGUCUUCAAAGCGAACGCGGUUUUAUCCGCUCCGGUGGAUUUCGUGGUAUAUAUAAAGGGUUGGCACCUGCAGCGGCUGGUAGUGCACCGACAGCUGCACUGUUUUUUUGCACUUACGAUGGUCUAAAAUCUCACCUUGGCCAGUUUGCUACAAAAACCCAGCAACCGUACGUACACAUGAUUUCUGCUGCCAGUGCCGAGAUCGUUGCUUGUCUUGUUCGUGUUCCGGUGGAGAUUGCGAAACAACGUAGACAAGCGCUGUCGUUAAAGUAUAACACAUCUUCAUUGGAAAUUUGGUUACAUGCGUUGAAAAGUGAGGGUAUUCGUCGUGGAUUGUAUCGCGGGUUCGGCACAACAAUUAUGCGUGAGGUUCCAUUCUCCUUCAUUCAGUUCCCUCUUUGGGAAUACUUCAAACAAAAUUGGACAAUGGUGACUGGGACCACAUUGACACCUGUGUCAGUUGCUAUAUGUGGGGCAGUCGCUGGUGGAAUAGCAGCCGGAUUAACCACUCCACUAGAUGUGGCAAAAACUAGAAUCAUGCUAGCCGAUGAGAUUGCAACAAAGACAAGUGUCUACCGAAUUCUGCGCGGAAUUUAUCAAGAUCGAGGAAUUAAAGGAAUUUUUGCUGGUUUUGUGCCUCGCGUGUUAUGGAUUACACUUGGUGGUGCCAUAUUUUUUGGUUUCUAUGAUCUGACCACACGAUUAUUGAAUUCGGACGAAUAAAAAUAGUAAAAACGAUGGAAUAAUUAGGACUUACUUUUUACUGAAGCCAAAGUGUUUUAAAUAUAACAAGAAUAGUGAUCAAAAUAUUGAUCGGAAAAUAUUAAUAAAUCUAUAACAAAUAAGUAUUACUUUUUGGUGUAUGCUUGACUGGAAUGCGAAUACAUAGAUUUUUUUUAAUGCUAGCGCUAAAUGCACAAACUUAACAAGGGUAUGGCAAAACGGAAGAAUAAAUUAUUCCUACAAGCUUUUAGGUGUACAACUCAGUGUUA